AUGCAGCUCUUGUUUGGCGGCUCCCCUACUGGAAGAGGCUUUGUUAUCUCUCAGCCGUUUGUUUUUAGCCCUCGCGGCAGCCUGCCCUCUCAGAAACCUAGGGCCAGAGCCGGGAUUCCAGGGCCCUCGGGAGGGACGGAGGCAGGUGCGGAGCAGAAGCUGGAGCCCGGCGUGAGGGCGUGGCGGGGAGCCGAGCUCUCUGCUCCCAUCCUGCCAACUCUCCGGUCCCUCCCGAUUGCCCACCAACCGAGGGCCCAGCGGAAGAUGGCUGCCCGGAGCGCCGCGGACAGUCACGUGUCACGGCAAUACCGCCGCACGCCCCCUCCCCCGCUCGCCGAGUCCCGGACCCCGCGGGACGCGCAGCCCUAG
Molecule: messenger RNA, 369 nt
Organism: Rangifer tarandus platyrhynchus (Svalbard reindeer)
Lineage: Eukaryota; Metazoa; Chordata; Mammalia; Artiodactyla; Cervidae
Source: the annotation of a GenBank genome assembly